AUGUCUUCACAUAAUUCACAAAGGAGCAGUUUAAGCAGCCACAAUAGAAAACUUAGAUAUCGAGCAUUACUCGAAGACUUGUCAACUUUAGAGGAAAACAAUGACAAUGUACAGCAAAUGGAACGCACUGCGGGUGCUGUGAAAGAGGUUCAAAGCUUGCUUGCUGAAGGUGGUGUGGAGGAACGUGUGAAACACCCUGGUGAGGGCUACUUGGACUCCCGGGUAUUGCGCGCCACUAGUGACCUCGCUUUGCGCUGUUCUGAAUCCGUCAGUGGCAAUGUUAACACGUACGACAAGCAUGAGCUCGCGGCUCAUAUCAGAGAGAACCCAGAGUUCUGGGAAUUUGUCUUUCCCCGUGAGGUGCCAGCAGUGUCGUCCUUGUUCGGCACUUUCGCGGCCACACCUCCCGAGCAGCGACCGCGCAAGCCUAGGAGGAGGGUUGAGAAGCAGCAGACAGCUGCAUUAAAGGCACCAGAGCGUGUCGAUAAAUUAGAAAAAACAGAAGAAGGCUCGGAGAUGGUGAGCCGCGUCUACCGGUUAUUAACCAAGGCGUGCCGGAACGGACCGGUGUCCUACUUCCGUUUAGUACUGGACCCCGACUCAUUCGCCCGCACCGUCGAAAACAUUUACUACGUGUCGUUCCUUGUGCGCGACGGUAUGGUCGCCAUCGAUCUUGAUGAGGAGCGCGGUCUACCGUUCAUCAAGCCGGUCCCUGCCUCGGAACAGGAGGAGCGCAACCCCUCCGGCGACAACCAGUUCAUCAUCUCGAUAGAUAUGGCGAGGUGGCAAGAGUUAGUGGCAGCUUUCAAUAUAAAGUCGCCAAUGAUGGUUCUAAAGAGAAAUUAA
Messenger RNA from Parnassius mnemosyne (clouded apollo), 846 nucleotides. Lineage: Eukaryota; Metazoa; Arthropoda; Insecta; Lepidoptera; Papilionidae. The record is from the annotation of a GenBank genome assembly.